Messenger RNA from Mesorhabditis belari, 784 nucleotides. Lineage: Eukaryota; Metazoa; Nematoda; Chromadorea; Rhabditida; Rhabditidae. The record is from the annotation of a GenBank genome assembly.
GAGGCCGUCAAAAUUGAAUUGCGCCAGCGCUCGAAGAGUUGGUUUACAGGGCUUGCCAAGCGGGCACGUGGAUGCAGAUGAUUUCGAACGGAGUGCGUUUUUGAGCAAUUUUGUGGAGCCGCCGCUUACCGGAAUCUGUCUGACGAUUUUGAAGGCCAAGUCGAUGCGCUAUGGACAGACGUUGCUGGUGUCACCAUGGAAAGCGCCGAAUUUCUUUUGUCCCCUCCCGGAAGAUCGAUGGAUGUAUGUGAAGAUUAUGGUAAUGGGCACACCGUUCUACGUGAACCGCGGCGUUUUGGCGAUCUACGGCUCUGAAGAAUACCUAGGCACAGAGAAUCCAGAGGAACUUGUCGCUAUUGCUACAAAUGAAUUCAUUGAGAGUUGCAAGCAAGCCACUGUGGGAGAGGUGGUGAUGUCGUUGUUCACUUGGUUGCAUCCAUUGACCCCACCGAUCUCGUCCCGUCUUCUGCGUGCCGCCCUUCUCUUUGCUCGUCAACACAAGAUGAGCGAAUCGUCGAUCGGGCGGGAUGGCGCCUUCUCAUGCUCGGGAUGGGGCCUUCUCACGCACAUGCUUACAAAGAAGCAAGCGUCCAAGCACUACCUGCGCAUCGUGGACAUGGCGGUGGACCACCAAUUGAGGAGGGCAUGUGCCCAGACGUUUCAAUCGAUAAACUUGCAAUCGAUUUUUGGACCACGACACGAGAUGCACGAUUUGGCUGAACAGGAGCUCCACAUUGAGCAACAACAAGAGGUGACGGUUGAGGGGAAGGAUUCGGUAAAAAUU